CCUCAUUUCUCCUGACAUAGCCAUAAUAAUGAGUCCUCAUUAUGAAGGACCCAUAGAUCUGAACCUUGGACUGUCGUCUGCAACGCCGGCGGUGUCGUCAGGAGAGGCUACAACUAGAUCAAAUACCAACGGCCCGCCAAGCCCAAUACUUCAUCGGCUUCCACAUUUGAAAGUAGAUACAAUUCAGAAUGCCUUUUCAGGAGCAUUGGAUGCUCUUGAUGGAGCCGGUGACCGUCUUCUUCACAUAUUGGAUGACCCAAACCCUGUUCCUGAACAUGUCGAGCAUUUUAAGUAUAAACAGGAUCUUGAACGGAAACUUACAGUGACAUCCGUGAUCGGACUUGGGUUUUCACUCAUGGGGGUACCUUAUGGAAUUCUGUCUACCCUUUGGAUCUCACUUAUGGAUGGUGGAAAUGUGACUCUAUUGUAUGGAUGGGUAAUUGUUGCAUUUUUCUCAGUAUGUGUAGUGCUUUCAUUGAGUGAGAUGUCUCUGAAGUAUCCAACUGCUGGUGGUGUAUACCAUUUUUCGGCCAUUCUUUCUAACGAUAAAUAUUCAUUAGUCAGUUCAUGGUAUACUGGGUGGUUUCUUCUUGUGGGGAAUUGGACUUACUCUCUAAGUAUUAUGUUUUCUGGAAGUGAAUUUAUUUUACUGGUGUUGGGGUUAAGAAAUUCUUACUAUAAAGAAGACGUAUUCAUUGUACUUGCCAUAUUCUUUAUCCUACUCACUAUAUGUGGGUUUAUAAACUUUAAGUUACUGAAUUAUCUUGAGAACAUCAAUAGGAUUUGUAUACUUUGGUCAAUUGCCACAGUUUUACUCAUUGAUAUUUUACUUUUAGUAUUUGCCAAAAGAACAAAUUCCAUUAAAGACAUUUUAACAAGCUUCGACAACACAAGAAGUGGCUGGCCAUCACCGAUAGCAUUUCUUAUAGGUCUUCAAGCUAGUUCAUUUACUAUGACUGGAUAUGGAAUGCUCUUUUCUAUGACCGAUGAAGUGAAGAAGCCAGAACGAAACAUGCCCAAGGGAGCAAUUCUGGCUACAGUAAUUGCGGGCUUUACUGGACUUUGCUUUAUCUUGCCACUAUUGACGAUUCUUCCUCAAUUGACUGUGUUGCUCGACGAGACGCCAGAGAUCAUGCCAAUUGAUUUGGUCUUCAAGACUGCGACCGAAUCAUAUGUUGUAUCGUUCUUGCUCGUCUGUUUGCUUAUAGGUACAGUGAUAUUUCAAGCCAUUGGUCUGUUAACUACAGCCCUGAGAAAUACAUACGCAUUUGCAAGAGAUGGGGGUUUACCAUUCAAACAUCUUUGGAUCGAAGUGGAUAGUAUUGAUGCAUCUAUUGUCCCCAAAAAUGCUCUUUUCCUCUCAAUGAUGGUUUGCGGGAUCCUACUGUUCCUCGCCCUUUGGUCAGAGCUGGCAUUUAAUGCAUUUAUGGGGGCACUGGUAAUUCUGUUGGCUCUUUCUAAUGGAAUUCCAAUACUUUGUCUCAUGAUGAAUAAAAGACAAAAAAUCCAAGGAGCUGCUUUUAGAUUAAGAUAUUUUGGAUGGUUAGUUAACGGGUUAAGUGUCUUUUGGGUUAUUCUUCUGUCGAUAAUCUUAUGUUUCCCAGUGGUGAUUAAGAAUCUCACUGUUUAUCUGAUGAAUUAUAGCGUUGCUGUGUUUUCAGGAUUCACAAUUUUUGCCACUGGUGGAUGGUAUGCUUGGGGUAAUGGUUCAUUUGAAGGACCCCAAAUAGAUACAGAUUAUUUCGAGCUUGAAAAUCAAACUUUACGGAAUGAAUUUGAACUUGACGAUGAAAUAGAUUCUGAUAAUGAAAUAUUGGAUGAUGAUUAUGAUGAUGAAGAAAUUGAAGGAAGAGUUGAUGAUGAAUUGAGAAAUCAUAACUUUGGAGAGGAAGAAGGGGAUUCCCAUAGAAGAAGCAGUAGUAAUAAGCGGGAAUAAUGUAAAUAUUUUAUAGAUUAAUAGAGAGAC
Molecule: messenger RNA, 1966 nt
Organism: [Candida] anglica
Lineage: Eukaryota; Fungi; Ascomycota; Pichiomycetes; Serinales; Debaryomycetaceae
Source: the annotation of a GenBank genome assembly